GCAGUGAGCGAGUGAGUGAGCGCGUGAGUGGGUGAGAGCGUGAGUGUCGCAGACGGAGACUAAGGAGACGGAGCAGUGGGAUAUUAAACCUCCACCUUUGAGACAACUGUGGCAACAUGGAGCUCCGUCGGCUCGGCUCCAUCCUCUUUUUAUUCUUAAACCAAGUGUUUUUCAGCCUCCAGUCCAAAGAGCAAGUGCUGCUGGAUAUGAGAGCUUCAGGAUCAGAGUUGGGCUGGUUGACGUUGCCAUACGAGAACGGGUGGGAGAUUGUACAGACAGUGGUGAACGGCUCACUUUUCUACACCUACACCGUUUGUAGCAUAGAUUCGACCGAACAGGAAAAUUGGUUGCGUACGACAUUCAUUCAGCGGCACACGGGGUCGCCGCGCGUCUCCGUGGAGCUCAAGUUUGUCGUGCGAGACUGCAACACGUUCGACGGCGCCUCCGUCGCCUGCAAAGAAACCUUCAACCUCUUCAUCUCAGAGGCCGACGAUGACGUGGGCACCAACUUCCGCAAAGGGCAGUUCCGCAAAGUGGCCACCAUCGCGCCCGACGAGGUCACGCGGGGCCGCGUGACAAAGGUCAACGUGGAAACAAGGACCGUGGGGCCUCUGUCCAGGAAGGGCUUCUACCUGGCGUUCCAGGACAUGGGCGCUUGUGUGGCGCUGCUUUCAGUAAGAGUUUAUUACAAGAAGUGCCCGGCCACGGUGCAGAGCUUGGCGGCCUUCCCGGAGACGGUGGCAGAUGCCCUCAGGGAGGUGGAGGGAGUGUGCGUGGAGAAUGCCAUCAGUCAGGCCACCCCGCGCAUUUACUGCACGGCGGAGGGUGAAUGGGUGGUUCCUGUGGGUCAGUGCCAGUGUCUCUCAGGCUAUGAAACCACUGGAGACUCCUGCCAAGCAUGCAAGCCAGGCUACUUCAAGCCAUCUAUAUCGAGCGAGUUGUGUCAGCUUUGCCCCGACAAUACCGAGCCCUCCGCGGCCGCCGCCUCUGAAUGUCAAUGUAAGGAGGGUUUCUUCCGCUCCCCGUCAGACCCGCCAACAUCUCCCUGCUCUGCUCCACCCGGCGCCCCUCGUGAGCUGACCUCCACCACCCUGUCAGGAGACGGCAGGCUGCAGCUGUUCUGGAGCCCACCGCUGGUGACCGGGGGCCGCAGUGACCUCACCUACAGCGUGGUAUGCGAGCACUGCGGCGGAGCCUCGUGCGUCCCCUGUGGCGAGAAGAUUCACUUCGAGCCCGGCCCUGCAGACCUGCAGGACACGACGGUCGUCGCCACCGACCUCGACUCUCACCUGAACUACACGUUCACCGUGGAGGCUCACAGCGGCGUGUCACAGUACAGCACUGAGAGGCGCACAGCAGCCAUCACCACUGCUCUGGAUUAUACAGAUCCCCCCAAGGUGACGUUGAUCCAUCUGGAUGAUCGCAGCCCCACCAGUCUGUCUCUGUCCUGGUCCCUGUCUCGCAGACCUCCGGCCCACAUCAAUCACCGCUACGAGCUCAUGUACCGCAAAAAAGACGGUGACGGCGAGCGCGACGUGACCACCUUCACGGUCCUGAUUUUGGAGAAAAGCUCGGUCCAGAUCAACGACCUCACGCCAAACACUACAUAUCUGUUCAGGGUUCAGGCACUGAGUGCUGAAGGCAACCCCGGCAGCUACAGCGCGGAGUACGAGUUCCACACUUCACCACUAGCCGAGUCUCAGAUCCAGAGCAACUCCACCAUGGUGAUGGCAGCUGUCGUCGGGGUAGCCGUCAUCCUGCUUGUCGCGGUGGCCGUCCUGCUACUCCGUAAACGGAGACUGAGCUUGCACAUCAGGAGAGGACCAGAGGAUCCGUACUUUUCAACAGAUCAGCUGAAGCCUCUGAAGACCUACGUCGACCCGCACAUGUACGAGGACCCGAACAUUGCCAUCCAAAAGUUCGUCACGGAAAUUGACCAGAAUUCUAUCAGCAAACAAAAAGUCAUCGGUGUCGGAGAGUUUGGGGAAGUGUUCCGCGGCGCGAUGAAGACUCCGGGGCGAGGAGAGGUGGCCGUUGCGAUCAAGACGCUGAAGCUGGGCUACUCGGAGAAACAGAGGCAAGACUUCUUGAGCGAGGCCAGCAUCAUGGGGCAAUUCUCACACCCGAACAUCAUUCGCCUGGAGGGAGUUGUCACAAAAUGUGAGUCAAGACAUGAGUCAAACGGUGUGAUUCACACACGUACCAAUGUUUGCUUUUCACUAAACCUUUUUUUACCGUUUCCUUUUCCAGUCAAGCACGUGAUGAUAGUGACUGAAUACAUGGAGAACGGCGCUCUAGACACAUAUCUGAAGGACCGUGAUGGAGAGAUUCCUUCGUACCAGCUGGUAGGAAUGCUGCGGGGGAUCGCUGCUGGGAUGAAAUAUCUCUCUGACAUGAGCUACGUCCACCGUGACCUGGCAGCGAGGAAUGUUCUGGUCAACUGCAACCUGGAGUGUAAAGUGUCGGAUUUUGGUCUAUCGCGCGUGCUGGAGGAUGACGCCGAGGGCACCUACACGACCAGAGGAGGUAAAAUCCCCAUCCGCUGGACUGCCCCCGAGGCCAUCGCAUACAGGAAAUUCACAUCAGCCAGCGACGUGUGGAGCUUUGGCAUCGUCAUGUGGGAGGUCAUGGCAUUUGGAGAGCGGCCCUACUGGGACAUGAGCAACCAUGAGGUCAUGAAGGCCAUCAACGAGGGCUUCAGGCUCCCCGCUCCGAUGGACUGUCCGUCCACCACCUACCAGCUCAUGCUCCAGUGUUGGCUGCACGAUCGCUCCAAGCGGCCUCGCUUCACAGACAUCGUCAACAUUCUGGACAAACUGCUCCAAAGCCCAGAGUCUUUGAAAACCAUUGCUGACUUUGAUCCACGCGUGUCCAUCCGCCUGCCGAGCACCAGCGGCUGUGACAGCACCAUGUUCCGGUCGGUGCCCGAAUGGCUGGAGUCCAUCAAAAUGGGCCAGUACAACGAGAGCUUCACUCGCGCCGGGAUCACGAGCAUGGAGCAGGUGCUGGCGCUGAGGCCCGAAGACGUCAGGAACAUUGGUGUGCGACUGCCUGGUCACAUGAAGAGGAUCGCCUACAGCAUUCUGGGCCUGAAAGAUGAGACCAGCUCACUCAGCGUGUUUGCAGUGUGAUAAAUGAAACAAAGAAAAACAUUCCUCCGAAUUAAAAUGCACUGACUGACGACGCCAUUUCACUCCUGGAGACUGGAGGACUGAAGUGGGCCAAAGCUACGCUGCAGGGCUUUUAUUUUGUCAGUGGCACAGUGUGGCACGACUGAAGAGGAGAGGACACUUCAAGCCACUCAGAAUGGACUGAGAUUAAAAAAAAUAAAUACAACACUUAUGUACUUUAUGAUAAGAGUCGAGAAAUAAAUUAUCUUUAUGUAAAAAUAAUUAUGAGAUGUAGUGAGGCGUCGCGAGAGUGCUUGGCUCUGUAUUUACGGAAUGACUGAAAUAAUGAAGGCUCUUAAUGAUUAAGAGCUCGUUUCUUCCAAGCACUCACUACAUCUGGAUCAUUUAUUCAGUUUGUUUUGCUUCUCUUUUGUCAAACAAUGAUGAGACUUUUUUUUUUUUAAUUUUGUAUAACUUUUCCACUCAGGGCAAAAGAUCACACAUUCUUCGUGUUAAUCUCUGUAUCACAUGAUGCAUUUCCUCAAAUCAUUUUGUCUGUUUACUCCAUGUCUUAAUACUUAAAAAAAAAAAAAAGUCAAUUUUUAUUUAAUAUUUAUUUUAUAUUUAUGAUAUUUGUUACAUGAGAGAUAACUGUAAUCUGGCGCAUGUUUGCCAGGUGAUGUAUUUUUGUGUCUGAAUAAAGUCAGAGUUGCCUGUGACUGGAUCACUCUCUUACACUCA
This is a messenger RNA of Solea senegalensis (Senegalese sole), 3851 nucleotides long. RefSeq names its product eph receptor A2 a (gene epha2a). NCBI's taxonomy places the organism in Eukaryota, Metazoa, Chordata, Actinopteri, Pleuronectiformes, Soleidae. Bases 117 to 3131 code for a protein of 1004 amino acids. Gene Ontology annotation, cellular component: plasma membrane; neuron projection. Gene Ontology annotation, molecular function: ATP binding; protein binding; transmembrane-ephrin receptor activity. The record is from RefSeq and is a predicted model, not a curated record. Gene Ontology annotation, biological process: axon guidance; cell surface receptor protein tyrosine kinase signaling pathway; protein phosphorylation. The transcript is spliced from 16 exons.